AUGGAUUCAUCUUAUAGAAAAACACGAACUAUCGAAUUACAAAAAAGGAAAGUAACCCAAUCAAAAAAUGUGUCUUCCUUAUCAGAAAGAAAGCUUCCUAACAUUUAUGCGCCAAAAGAUUUUGAUGAAGAUUCAACAAUAAUUGUUUGUAAUUUUCCUCAAACAACUACAAUUAAUGAAUGUAGAAAUUUUAUGCAAUGGAUAGGUCCCAUUAUAAAAAUUGAGAAGAUAUCAUCACUAAUGCAAGAAAAUAAUUUUGUUGUCGUCUUUUGCAAUCCAUAUUUUGCUAAGGUAGCACUUGAAACUCCUUUAUUAUAUGAAAACAAAACAAAACUCUUUACAAAAGCAGUUGAAAAAAGGGAUACACUUUGGAAAGGAAUUAAUGACAUGCUUUCAACCAAUAUUAGUUUUUUUUCAUAA
Plasmodium vinckei vinckei is the source of this 420-nucleotide messenger RNA. RefSeq names its product conserved Plasmodium protein, unknown function. The transcript is spliced from 3 exons. Gene Ontology annotation, molecular function: nucleic acid binding. Bases 1 to 420 code for a protein of 139 amino acids. The record is from RefSeq and is a predicted model, not a curated record. NCBI's taxonomy places the organism in Eukaryota, Apicomplexa, Aconoidasida, Haemosporida, Plasmodiidae.